Messenger RNA from Sphaeramia orbicularis (orbiculate cardinalfish), 999 nucleotides. RefSeq lists its product as uncharacterized. The transcript has 7 exons. Lineage: Eukaryota; Metazoa; Chordata; Actinopteri; Kurtiformes; Apogonidae. Bases 172 to 999 code for a protein of 275 amino acids. The record is from RefSeq and is a predicted model, not a curated record.
GAUGACACAGUCAUACUGGAGGAGCGUGAGAGUCCAUCCAGAAAGCGACAGAGGGCAGAUGAAGAGGCCAAACAUGUGGUUGAGUUGGCGCUUGCGAGGAGACCUGGGGGGCAUCGUAUCACCAAAGAGUACCACUGCACCAAAAGUCUGACUGACUCCUCACACUGACAAAUGAUCAACAUACUUGUGGCUGACAUGACAGAAAAGCAUGGGACGGCCCCGCCACGGAAUGUGAGAGAGAUGUAUGCCCGAGGCAUAGUUGAGCUCUCCCCGUACUUGAUGGAUCCCUACUCUAAAAAUGGAUAUGAACAUGUCUAUGAUGGUGAAAGUGGCAGUGGCUAUCUGGCUUGGCGGCUUAAAACUAUACAGAGGAGAAGUGCUUUAUCAGAGAGCAGAAGUUCAUCACCUCAGUUGACUGGAGGGCCAGCUGCCAGAGGAGAGGCUCCCAUUAGUCCUGAGAUGACCUUAAGUGAAGAGCAGUGUCAACAAGCCAUGGCCUUAAUGAGAUACUGUACUGACGAAGCUACUAUCAAACAGAAGAUGAAAAUGACUUUUCAACAUUGUCGCAGUAUGGUCCUUCAUGCAGAGAAAUCCUCAGAUGUCUUGACUGAAUUCCCCUGCUUCAAAGUUGUCAAAGGCCUGAUUGAGCAAGACUUCAUCCUGCAGUUUGGAGAAGAUGUCGCUGCAAGAUUUAUGGAAAGGAAACAUUUAAACUCUAAACAUGCUGAGAACAUUGAGAGUGAAGCUGAAACAGAUGGCAUUGUAGACAGUUACGAUACUGCAGAUGAUACUCGGUCACAACAUUUUGAAGGAGUGGCCAGUAGCUCUAAAGCCCUGCCAGCACCGAACAUCAAUACUCGUGAUAUGUGUGCACCUGCUAUAGCGCAGCUUCAAGUUGCUGGUAACGUCAGGUCGAGCCCACGAUACGGUGUCCUCUCACUGUCGGUGGCCUCGGCAGUCGCAUGGGGAGACGGUUGGUCAGGAGGGCGAGGGCCUUAA